CAUCUCUGUCUGCUAUUUCUUCUUUGUGCUGUUAUGUACGGUAUAAGCCGUAUUUCAGAGCCAGAUCUGAGAGCUGUUAGAUUUGCAAACAAGAUAGAAGAACAAAAGCUGAACGGAAGCGUUAUAAGAGAAAUGGAAGUUGAUUUGGAAAUUUCUUGUCAUUCGGAGAGUGCAGAUGAACGGCGUAAAUCUUACAACUUUAGAACCAUUAAGGGCGACUCAGAGAAAUUCAUGCGUCAGCAAAGCGACUCUAAUCGAUUCGCUGGAUUUGCUAACUUUACUGAGGAUAAUAAUUUCAUUUACAGAGGAAUGAUGAGCCAUUGUGAGGUCAGCUCUUUCCUUUGUGCAAAGAACGAUAUCUGUGUUCCCAACCAUAAAGACAACACUGCAGAAUGCAAAUGUCGUUAUGCUUCUGGAUAUACUGGAGAACCAUGCAAAGCAAAAAGCUGCGCCCAACUACUUAAAGAUGGUUUCACCUCUGAAGGCGUGUACACCAUCAAUCCAGAUGGCGGUAAGCCAAUACCAGUGUUGUGUGACAUGACCACGAACGGUGAAGGUUGGACCGUUUUCCAGAGACGUUUGGACGGCUCUGUUGACUUCUAUCGUGACUGGAAAGCUUCCAAAGAGGGGCUCGGAAGUUUGAGCGGCGAGUUCUGGCUCGGAAACGACAAUCUUCAUCGUUUGACAGAUGCUAAUUACGUCAUGUUGAGAGUUGACUUGGAGGACUUUGAGGAGAACAUCACAUACGCUGAGUACAAGACAUUUAAGGUGGCAGACGAGGCUGAUAAGUACAGAAUCACUCUCGGAGAAUACAGUGGCACAUCGGGAGAUUCCUUUACACCUCAAAGCCAUAUGCAGUUUUCCACGAAAGAUCAAGAUAAUGAUCUAAAGGAUAUAAGCUGUGCCCAACACUACAAAGGGGCCUGGUGGUACAACGGCUGCCAUUGGUCCAAUCUAAACGGAUUGUAUUUAAAUGGCCAACAUGCCUCUCAUGCUGAUGGAGUCAACUGGGCCAUGUUAAGAGGCCAUCGCUACUCACUAAAACGCACCGAGAUGAAAGUAAAAACCAAGGGAUAA
Pocillopora damicornis (cauliflower coral) is the source of this 1077-nucleotide messenger RNA. Its product is annotated as microfibril-associated glycoprotein 4-like. The record is from RefSeq and is a predicted model, not a curated record. NCBI's taxonomy places the organism in Eukaryota, Metazoa, Cnidaria, Anthozoa, Scleractinia, Pocilloporidae.